AUGAUAAAUAAUUUAAACACCAUUAAUCCUUCAAUUACUGAAGAUACUCUGAGUUUGUCCAAUAAUUCUGAAUCUAAUCUCAACAACAACAACAACGAUAAUAACAAUCCACAACAAAGUGAAAAUAUAGAGAUGAAAGAUUUGGAUAAAUCCGAGUAUACGAAAAUACCAGAUGUGUUGAUAACUGAAGAAAGAACAAGAACACCAAGUGAUCUUUCUAUUUCUGAUGUGAAUUCUUAUUUACAACCAUCUAUAGAGGAUCAAAAUGGACGAGUGUCAUAUUUACAAGAUUUGGAGGAUCUUCCUCAAGGACGUCAUUUGGGAUUAUUUUCAACUAUUGUUUUAUUUGUGAGUCGAAUCUUAGGAAGUGGGAUAUUUAGUAUCACUAGUGGUAUCUACCAGGAUUGCGGGCAAUCUGUUUUCUUGUUUUUCAGUGCAUGGUUUGUUGCUGGUGUUGCUUCAUUUGGGGGAUUAUAUGUUUUUUUAGAAAUGGGAUCAUUGGUUCCACGAAGUGGUGGUGCCAAAGUAUUCUUGGAAUUUAUAUAUCCAUAUCCUAAAUUACUUGCCACAGUGGCAUUUCUGGUUUAUUCAGUAUUGUUUGGUUUUACAAUUUCCAAUGUGUUGGUUUUUGGUGAAUAUGUGAUACAUGCAUGUGGGAUUGAACCAUCAGAUUUUAAGACAAGAAGUGUUGGCUUGGUGUUUUUAUACUUUGCUGCAAUACUCCAUGGUGUUAGUGUUUCCCAUGGGGUGAGAAUACAGAAUGUUUUAGGUGGAUUGAAACUUGUACUUGUUGGUAUUAUUGUUGUUUCUGGAUUAUAUGUGACUGUUUUCCCUGAAUCAAUCACUGGUAUCAAACACGAAGUUGAAUGGAAUAGAUUUUUUGAUAUAAGAUCGAGUACAAGUGUACUGAAAUUUGCUUCUGCUGUGAUUAAAGCAUCGUUUGCCUUCUCGGGUUGGAAUUCAGUGCAUACCGUUUCAAACGAGAUUAAAGAUCCUGUUCGUACAUUCAAAAUCGCUGGUCCAGUAUCAUUGGGUAUCAUGGCAGUAACUUAUCUUAUUGCAAACCUCGCAUAUCUUACUGUGAUUCCAAACGAUGAGUUAGCUAAUGGAAGCACACUUGCAGGAGCAAUAUUAUUCACAAAGAUCUUUGGUAACUUCAUUGGACAAAAGUUGUUAACUUUGGCUGUUGCGUUGUCUUCUGCUGGAAACAUAUUUGUGGUGAUUUAUACAAUAUCAAGAGUAGAUCAAGAGGUUUUUCGUGAAGGAUACUUACCUUUCUCGAGAUUCAUGUCCAGUAACUGGCCCCGUGGUGCUCCAUUUCGUACGUUGAUAUUGAGUUGUAGCUUAACAACCACUAUCAUUAUAUUAUUUCCACAUGGUGAUAUUUACAGUUAUAUGGUAUCCUUAGAAGGUUAUCCACAACAAUUGGCCAUUGCAUUGAUUGCGAUUGGGAUAUUUAUUGUUCGCAAGAGAUAUCCAGAAUUGAGAGCACCUAUAAGAGCAGGAUAUACAGGAACCAUUGCAGUUUUCAUCAUUAGUUUGUAUUUAUUAAUUGGUCCAUUUGUAUCCUCACAAAGUCCGAACCCUAAAGGGUUAGAGAAUUGGCCAAAUUAUGGACUUGUUGCAGUGUUUUGUAUUCUUGCAUGUAUUGCAUUUUGGUAUGUCAAGUUCAAGUUGUUACCAUCAAUAGGUGGUUACGAAUUAGUUUCAGACGAAGAGAAGUUGAGUGAUGGGUUAACUAUUAAACAAUGGAAUAAGGUAUAUAACUAUACAGCAUUAUAG
Molecule: messenger RNA, 1782 nt
Organism: Candida tropicalis MYA-3404
Lineage: Eukaryota; Fungi; Ascomycota; Pichiomycetes; Serinales; Debaryomycetaceae
Exons: 1
Coding region: 1-1782 (593 amino acids)
Biological process (GO): amino acid transmembrane transport
Cellular component (GO): membrane
Molecular function (GO): L-amino acid transmembrane transporter activity
Source: RefSeq, a predicted model, not a curated record